UUUAGACAUGGUUUUGACAAAAUUUGCUCUGGACAUGGGUUUUUGGACAAUUCUUGCUCUUUCUUUAUACGCUACAGGUGAUUCAAUCACUUUACAAAAACACUUGAAUUAUUUUGUGUCUUUUUAUCAUUUAUAUUCUUUAGCAAAACAUGCGAGAGCUUCAUUUGGAUACAGUAGACGGAUGCAGCACACCUGGCCUCGACACUUCAAAACGUGUGCAGGCAAGUUUCAAUCCCCUAUUCCAAUAUCGUCGUUCAAAUCGGUCGUUCUGCCUUUACCUGCCCUGGAGAUGAAUGGUUAUCACGAUUAUCUUUCUGGGGCAAUUGGACUGAAAAAUAAUGGUCAUUCAGUUGCACUAAGUAUCAAUAAGGAAACGUCUCGAAAACGUCUACCUUAUGUAUUUGGUGCUAUGCUGAAUACUGAUCAAGAAUAUGAAUUGGAAGGGCUACAUUUUCACUGGGGUAUGAAAAAUGAUCGUGGUUCAGAGCACGUUUUAAAUGGAGUGCGAUUUCCCAUGGAAAUGCAUAUAAUACACAGAAAUAUGAAAUACUCCAAUUUAGCUCAAGCUCUUGAGCACAAAGACGGUUUAACAGUUUUGGCUAUUUUUUUUCAGCUUCAAGAAGAACACAACGAUGAUUUGUGGCCUAUUGUUAAAAAUUUGGCAAAUAUUCGAUGGAUUGAUUCGGAAGAGAAAAUGAAUGGCUCAUUUACACUUAAAUCAUUGAUGCCGGAAGACACCGAUGUUUAUUACACAUACCGAGGAUCGUUGACAACUCCUCCCUGUAAUGAGGUUGUAACGUGGAUCGUAUUUUCGACUCCUGUGCCGAUAUCAUUUAAACAGAUGGAAAAAUUUAGAAUAAUAUCAAACGGCGAGACCAUCAUGGCCGACAAUUACAGACGCCUACAAGACGUUGGUAAUCGUAAAAUAUACGUGAGACGAUUGGGCCCAUCAUUUGCUAAUGAUGUUGAAAUGAUAAAUUUAAAUGUCACGCAGCUGGAUUGGUACUGGCGGUGAAUCAGGUCAUUCCAUUAUGUUUAUUUUUAUCGUUAUGUUAUGGAUAUUAUUAUUACCACACGAUUCAGUUUCAAUGUCAAAAACAAAUGCGGUGAGAAAUGUGAAUAACAAGUUUCGCAAAUUUCUUCAAAUGUCAAGUGUUACGUAUUUUCACAUCGUUGCGGAAAUGGUAAACCUAUAUAUACAGCAAUAGUAGAGUACCGCUCAUUUAUUUAUAUAUUUAAAAUUAUUACGGGAAAGACUCAUUUAUAAUUUCGUACGGAAGCCGUACACUGAGAUCGGGGCGAAAUACAACGAGAAGGGUGAGACGCGGAAAAAAUUAUAAAGAGUAAAAAAAGUGUAUCGACGCUUCAAGUCC
Messenger RNA from Venturia canescens, 1373 nucleotides. RefSeq names its product carbonic anhydrase 7-like. The record is from RefSeq and is a predicted model, not a curated record. Bases 8 to 1015 code for a protein of 335 amino acids. The transcript is spliced from 6 exons. Gene Ontology annotation, biological process: one-carbon metabolic process. Gene Ontology annotation, molecular function: zinc ion binding; carbonate dehydratase activity. Gene Ontology annotation, cellular component: plasma membrane. Lineage: Eukaryota; Metazoa; Arthropoda; Insecta; Hymenoptera; Ichneumonidae.